AUGAUCAUUUGGCAAGCUAUAAGGAAACAGUUUCACAAUCUUAGAAUGAGAGACUAGAUUUUUUUGGUGAAAAUUUGUGCUUUUUUAAUCAGUUUCAUAUUGAUUCUCUCAUUUUACAUUGUUUAAAAAAAUGUAAUAAUUGGAAUCUAUGAAAAUUCAUCUACUAUAGUUUUGUAACGUUAAGAUAAAAAAGCACUUAACCUCCUUCUCCCCUAACUAAAUUAUUAUCUCAUUUCAAAAUAAUAUCACAGGAUAUAGCUCUUAACAAGUUUAGGUUCUCUUUAUUCGUUAUUGGAUCAUUUUCAUAUAUCAGAAUAAUCUAAAGAUUCACUUAAAUGUGAGACUGAAAAAGAGAAGGACUUUUUAUUUUCAAUCCCACAACUUUGCUUAACUUGUUACCUUUGUAAGGAUGGAAAUUAAUUGCCACAAAUGUAAAAAUAUCAAGACCUAUAAAAAUUCUCCAGAUUACUAUCAGAAUAUAUUCUCUUAUUUGAUACUACCCAACAUAAUAGAAUCUUCUAUGUGGCAACUGGAGACAUUUAAGUUGGGUUUAUUUAUCCUUAAGUAAUUUACGAUUGGUCAUUCUCCCCUUAAUCAAAAAAUUGGUUUGUAAACCAUUUGGAUAAAUAUUAAUAGGAGAAAGAUUAAAAAUACUUUUUCUCAAAACUAUACUUUUCAGGCACUCAAUUUAUCUAUAAAUAAACUAUUUCUUAUUCUUUAGAAAAUUAAUAUACAAAAGCUCUAGAUGCUAUAGCAGGUACUGACUUUGAUGCUGAAGACCCUGAUAUGUAGUUAAUUUAAGCUAACACUUAUUUGUUAAAUUAAGAUGGUCAAAUAAUAUAUAGAAAGGUCAAUUUAAAUCUUCCAGUCACAGAAUUAAAUUUUAUAUACGAAGAAAAUAAAACAGGAUUCAAUUAAACCGAUUGGAAUGAAAUUUUCAAUUUUGCUAAUAAAAAUCCUAGCAUUUCAAAUUGUUAGCUGGAUGAAAAAUAAAUUUUAUGUAGAUACAAUUCCAUUUACAAAAAACCCAUUAAGAUAGUGGCUAAUUAAAUCCCUGGAAAUUUUACAUUAAUGAUGUUUACUAAUGCGAGCUUUGAGCACGUAUUACAAGAAAACUUCUUAGAGCUCGAACUUUUGGUUUAAUAGGCAAAUGAAAGAGCUUUUUAUAUCUAAAUAAUUAUAUCUUGCUCCUUAAUUUUCAUUUCGAUGAUUAUUGUUAUAUUCAUUUUUCGCCCUAUUCUCAGAGUAAUGACUACUGCCAAAAUAUAUAUUAAAAAAAUGGGGAAUAAUUUGGAUAAGGAAAUCUUCAAGUUAAUGAAUAAGAAAAAGAAGGGCAAUAGUGUUUUCAAUAACUUAGAACUUUAAAUAAUAAAUUUCAGUGAUAUCUUAACUAAAAAUUAAUAAUAAAAAGGAAUUAUUUGCAGGUAAAUCGAAAAAUAUUAAUACUCAAAAUAAAUGGAUUAAUCAACAAAAAUUGAAUUAUUAUGUGAGUGUACCAAAAUCUAAUUAACUAAUUAGAUAUCUAUUCCAACCAAACAUUUACAAUAAAUGAUUUCUCAAUUAAUAAAAUAAUUUAAUUAAUAUAAUCACCUGUCAAAAACAGUUGAACUGUCUAAAUGA
This is a messenger RNA of Paramecium tetraurelia, 1620 nucleotides long. RefSeq lists its product as uncharacterized. NCBI's taxonomy places the organism in Eukaryota, Ciliophora, Oligohymenophorea, Peniculida, Parameciidae. The record is from RefSeq and is a predicted model, not a curated record. The transcript is spliced from 3 exons.